GAGGCCCCGCGAGAAGCCCGGCUCCCGCCGGAGCGUUCGCGUUGCUUCGGCAAGCGGCUCGCCAUCUUUUCCAGGCGGCCGGCUCUCAGGCGGGAUGCUGUAUUCUCUGCUGCUUUGCGAAUGUCUGUGGCUUAUGACCGGUUAUGCUUAUGAUGAUGACUGGAUUGAUCCCACAGACAUGCUUAACUAUGAUGCUGCUUCAGGAACAAUGAGAAAAUCUCAGGUGAAAUAUGGUGAAGGGAAAAAAGAAGUCAGUCCUGACUUGUCAUGUGCUGAUGAAUUGUCGGAAUGUUAUAGCAAACUUGAUUCUUUAACUCAUAAGAUCGGUGAGUGUGAAAAGAAAAAGCAGGAAGACUAUGAAAGUCAAAGCAAUCCUGUUUUUAGGAGAUACUUAAAUAAAAUUUUGAUUGAAGCCAGAAAGCUUGGACUUCCCGAAGAAAACAAAGAUGAUAUGCAUUAUGAUGCUGAGAUUAUCCUAAAAAGACAAACCUUGUUAGAAAUACAGAAGUUCCUCAGCGGAGAAGAUUGGAAGCCCGGAGCCUUGGAUGAUGCACUAAGUGAUAUUUUAAUCAAUUUUAAGUUUCACGAUUUUGAGACAUGGAAGUGGCGAUUUGAAGACUCCUUUGGAGUGGAUCCGUAUAACGUGUUGAUGGUGCUUCUGUGUCUGCUCUGCAUCGUGGCGCUGGUGGCUACCGAGCUGUGGACGUACGUGCAUUGGUACACCCAGUUGAGACGGGUUUUAUUCAUCAGUUUUCUCGUCAGCUUGGGCUGGAAUUGGAUGUAUUUAUAUAAGCUAGCCUUCGCACAGCAUCAAGCCGAGGUUGCCAAGAUGGAGCCUUUGAACAAUGUGUGUGCUGAGAAGAUGGACUGGGUCGGAAGUCUUUGGGAAGUGGUUAGAAGUUCAUGGACCUAUAAGGAUGACCCGUGCCAAAAAUACUAUGAGCUCUUGUUAGUCAACCCUAUUUGGUUGGUCCCACCAACAAAGGCACUGGCAGUUACAUUCACCAACUUUGUCACGGAGCCAUUGAAACACAUUGGAAAAGGAGGCGGUGAAUUUAUUAAAGCGCUCAUGAAGGAGAUCCCCGUGAUCCUUCACAUCCCCGUGCUGAUCACUAUGGCGUUGGCUGUCCUGAGUUUCUGCUAUGGUGCUGGAAAAUCAGUUAAUAUGCUCAGACAAGUAGUUGGUCCCGAGAGAGAAGCACCCCGGGCACUUGAGCCGGGUGACAGAGGACGGCAGAAAGAAGUUGGUUAUAGACCCCAUGGUGGAGCAGGUGAUGCAGAUUUCUAUUAUAGAGGCCCGAUCGGCCCCGUUGAGCAAGGCCCUUAUGACAAAACUUAUGAGGGUAGAAGAGAUGUUUUGAGACAGAGGGAUGUUGACUUGAGACUUAAGACUGGCAACAAGAGCCCUGAAGUGCUCCGGGCAUGUGAUUUACCAGACGCAGAGGCGAGAGAGCGGCCCAAGGCGGUGCCCAGUCAUAAAUUACCUGUUUUGGAUGCAAAGCCCAAAGAGAUUGGUGGAAUCCCAGGAGGAGGCACUCCGCCAGAAAGCAGCACUGAAAGCAGCCAGUCCACUGAGCCUGUCUCUGGUCCAGAGACAGCAGAGAAGGCGGAAGGUGCAUCUGCGGAAGAAAAGGGCCAGCUCCGGACCGAAGCCAGAGGCAGCCCAGAGGAAGGCGGUGCAUCCGGCCCCGCCAGCUGUGGAAAGGAUCUGGAUGGUGGCCCACGGGGCUAGAGGAACACAGACUCGGACCACAGCUCUGAGGCCAUCUUUGGGUUUUGUAAAGUAUACUCUUUCUUCACAGCCAUGCACUGUUCUCUCCACAUAUUCUGACAUUUACAGGUGCCAACUUCUACAUUAAUGAUGUUUAAUGACCAUCAGAACAAAUGAAUACGCAUGUGUUUCUGUUCUGUUUUUAA
Hyaena hyaena (striped hyena) is the source of this 1917-nucleotide messenger RNA. It is a transcript of the gene CLCC1, whose product is annotated as chloride channel CLIC like 1. The record is from RefSeq and is a predicted model, not a curated record. The coding region runs from base 95 to 1732 and encodes 545 amino acids. Gene Ontology annotation, molecular function: chloride channel activity. Lineage: Eukaryota; Metazoa; Chordata; Mammalia; Carnivora; Hyaenidae. The transcript is spliced from 11 exons. Gene Ontology annotation, cellular component: membrane; endoplasmic reticulum.